Messenger RNA from Glarea lozoyensis ATCC 20868, 3171 nucleotides. RefSeq names its product WD40 repeat-like protein. The transcript has 3 exons. Bases 1 to 3171 code for a protein of 1056 amino acids. The record is from RefSeq and is a predicted model, not a curated record. Lineage: Eukaryota; Fungi; Ascomycota; Leotiomycetes; Helotiales; Helotiaceae. Gene Ontology annotation, molecular function: protein binding.
AUGGAGCCUCCGAAUCGACCUACCUCGCAGAAACGAACAGCUGCUAGUCUGAACACCAAGCCUGUAUUGCCACAAAAGUACGGUUCUGAUGGAUCACCAAGCCCCUUCAUUUCAAAGCCGAAGUCGAUGCACACGAGUACUGAGACCCGACGACCUCGCUCAAGAAGUCAGACAGUAUCAUUAGGCUGGGAGGAAGACACUGAAUCUGCAAUCUCAAGAACAUCUAGAUUGCAGAUUGAACUAGCAGAAUGUGUGGAGACGAAGACUGUCACGACCACGACUACAACCAAGAGAUCUUAUCCACCACUGCUCAUUCAACAGAAACCUCUCCAAUUGCUAGACGCAAAAGAUUACCCUCUAGCUAUCAAACCUACCCCAGUGGAACUGACAAAGAUCUCAUACAAUGUCGAUAUACCAAAUGAGUACGGAUUUGCUACUAGUCUAGCUUCCGACCCCCGACCGGAACCUUCACCACACCAGCAUGGCCAUAUCCGACGCUCACACGAACGUGGUCAAAGAAUGGGAUCUUCGGAGCCCUGUAGUUCACAGACGGCAGAAAGACCAAAUAGGCAAUUACUAGCCCACGAUUCUACUAUCCAGGGCCGUCGAAGGAGCUCACACUUUGGACCAAAGUCACCAAGCUUAAGCGGAAGAUCACGAAAGUCCUGUCGACUUACAGAUCGUAAUACUAAUUCUGCAACCCCCGAAGAAGGCAAACCCCGGCAUCUAGGGUUAGGCAUGCACACUUCAGAUCACACUUCAUUCCCAGAAACACCCGAACUGUCAGAUAUCGAAACAUCUAUGGUUGGUCGGUCAUUACCGCUCUCCUCUCAAGCCGAAACAUACACCCCGACGUCUGGGUUAAGUCAAAGUAAUUCAUUCCAUAGUCUUGCAGACCCUUCAGAUACCCAGGAAUCUUUUGCGAACGCUGUUGCUACACCCCCAAUAGCUGAAUCAGACCUCGAACCGCUCGAUGGUGCCGUAGUUCCAAAUACGACUGGGCAACGACCAGUGGUAAAUACAGCCGUGGCUCAAAAUGCAAGCCUCCCAAGUCCUGGCCUUUCUCCAACCUUUGCGCUGGCCGAGUUACACCAAGGCCUAUUUCCCGCCGGUAGCUCUAACGAUGAUACCGACACUGCUGCAGCUAGCCCCGAUACACAAUCUGGAGAUAGUCAACAUACGCUGGAUGGCGAUUAUAUAGAAAAUCGGGAGCUUAGCUAUCUGGGGGAUAGUGGUCAUCUACGCACACCCUCUCUUCUAGACACCCAAUCCAUUCUCGAAAGCUUUGACUCGAUGCCCAAUGAUGUAAAGACAUUGAUGAUGUAUCAGCUUCUGCGACGAUGCACAAGAAAGACACUGCACGUUUUAGCAGAUGUGAUUGGGCCAGCACUGAAAUGCGACUUUUUGGAACAAUUACCAGUUGAGCUAAGCCUACAUAUUCUAGGGUUUCUAGAUCACAAAGAUUUAUGUCGUGCUGCCCAAGUUUCGAAACACUGGCGAAACGUUAUCGACACGAAUGAAACUGGGUGGAAAGAGCUGUUUGAUAAGGCUGGAUUUGUUAUUCCUAUUGGCGAACUUGAGCGGGCAAUCGCACAAGGCUGGGGUUGGCAAGAUCCUUAUGGACAGAAUAGCGGCGAGGAGGAUAUGAGCGUCCAACAUGGUUUAGGUUCUGAUGGAGAACUCUCUUUCUACGGCAGUGUCAAAGUCGAAGAACCUGUAAGAAAACAUCGAUCAACGACGAAAAGGAAGCGUGUUACUGGCGGCCUGGGCACUGAUCGUGCAAAGCGGAGGGCUUUAAGUUCUACGGACAGACUAAAGAACUCUAACGCUGGAUUUCACAAAUCGGAAGGCCCUCUCAGUGCUGCCACAGCCGCAGCACUCGCAGUUCCUGACCCUCAACUAGGCUUACCAAGUCUAAGAAAGCUCCAUCUCUUCAAGUCAUUGUAUCGACGCCAUUACCUGUUGAAGAAUAGCUGGAUGAACCCUGAUGUCGCGCCUCAUCACUUCGCAUUUCCAGCCCACCCAGCACAUGUAAUCACAUGUUUGCAGUUUGACGACGACAAAAUCCUUACUGGGAGCGACGAUGCCCUCAUUCACGUAUAUGACACUAAGACUGGCGUACUACGGAAACAGCUUCGAGGGCACGAGGGUGGCGUAUGGGCCUUGCAAUAUGAGGGUAAUGUUCUGGUUUCGGGUUCCACAGACCGCUCGGUGCGAGUUUGGGACAUCGAAAAGGGCCUCUGUACACAGGUUUUCCACGGUCAUACCUCAACGGUUCGAUGCCUUCAAAUAUUGAUGCCGGAGCUUAUUGGAAGAAAUGAGAAGGGCAGACCAAUAAUGGUCCCAGAGAAGCCCCUUAUCAUUACCGGAUCUCGUGACUCUCAAUUAAGGGUAUGGAGGUUGCCUGAACAGGGUUCGAAGCGUUACAUUCAAACAUCAGCUCCGCUGAAUGACGCAGACUGCCCCUAUUUCGUUCGCGUUCUAGCUGGCCAUACUCAUUCAGUACGUGCCAUCGCAGCUCAUCAAGACACUCUUGUUAGUGGAAGCUACGACAAUACUGUUAGAGUUUGGAAAAUUUCAACGGGAGAAACAGUACAUCGUCUGGCCGGGCAUGCUAUGAAGGUUUAUAGUGUCGUUCUUGAUCACAAACGCAACCGGUGUAUCAGCGGGUCAAUGGACAAUUUCGUCAAAAUAUGGUCCCUUGAGACCGGCGCCUGUUUAUAUACUUUAGAAGGACAUUCUUCCCUCGUUGGACUGCUUGAUUUGGCAGACGAACGUCUUGUAUCAGCUGCUGCUGAUUCAACACUCAGGAUCUGGGAUCCUGAGAAUGGCCAAUGUAAGAGCACUCUAACCGCCCAUACGGGUGCCAUCACAUGCUUUCAGCAUGAUGGGCAAAAGGUUAUUUCUGGUUCAGAUAGAACCUUGAAGAUGUGGAACAUCAAGACUGGGGAAUGUAUGAAAGACCUUUUGACAGACCUCAGUGGAGUAUGGCAGGUCAAGUUCGAUGAAAGGAGAUGUGUUGCUGCCGUGCAGCGGGAUAAUUUAACAUUCUUAGAGGUUCUCGAUUUCGGGGCUUCAAGAGACGGUGUACCUGCUUCUCAGCGAGGUUUCCGGAAUGUUCUCAGAUUUGAUGAAGGUCGCUCGGCCGUCGAAGAACUCGACGACGCAUGA